AUGGAAGCACAGUAUUUGAGAACUACAGCACCUGCUUACGAAGGACCGGCUUACUGGAACGACUCCUUCAUGGAGUACGCUGACACCAUUGGGGGCCUCCAGUUCACGACAGCAGAGGCGUCCAUGCUGGCGGACGUGAUCAAAAGCGUGCGACGAGCGUUUACCACCAGCAGCGAUCGUGACACACCAGCCGACUCGCCGCAAGAUCAACGACCCAGCGAGCCAGAACGGUAUACUCUGAUCACGCAACCAGUACGUUCUGAACAACACAGAGUCUCGAAGCAGCAACGCCGAGCUAUCGACAGGACCAAGUGGAAUCGCAGCAAGUCCAGGUCCAAGUCAGUCACUGGCGAGGCCAGCAUCUCGGAAGCAUGGACUCGCCAUCAAGAACGACAGAGUGUGUGGACUGAGCCAGAUGUACUUCCGCAGACUCGUGCAUCGUCGACUCCUAUCGAAGCAGGUUGCCUCGCACCUGCCUUACUUUCUAGAGAUUCCUCCGAUGAAGCAGCGCAGCCUGAAGUUCCAGAUUUUUCCAUCUCGGAUCUCGAAGGCGAUCUUUGGCCUCAGACAUUUAUCUCGGUACCGUGGUCUUGA
Molecule: messenger RNA, 594 nt
Organism: Fulvia fulva
Lineage: Eukaryota; Fungi; Ascomycota; Dothideomycetes; Mycosphaerellales; Mycosphaerellaceae
Exons: 1
Coding region: 1-594 (197 amino acids)
Source: RefSeq, a predicted model, not a curated record